This is a messenger RNA of Capsaspora owczarzaki ATCC 30864, 1437 nucleotides long. RefSeq lists its product as hypothetical. Bases 279 to 1328 code for a protein of 349 amino acids. NCBI's taxonomy places the organism in Eukaryota, Filasterea, Ministeriida, Capsasporidae. The transcript has a single exon. The record is from RefSeq and is a predicted model, not a curated record.
GAGCUCUUCCGCCAGCGCUGCUCCAUGAUGGGCAUGCAGCAGCCGCCAAAGACCUCGAACUCGUCCCAGCUCCGAGUCGGACUCGUCGGACGAACAGCAGCAGCCUCGGCAGCAGCAGCCCGUCGUGCCAGUUCUCAGAGCAGCAAAAGGAGGCCAUCAAGCAGCGCUGGCGUGCGCGCGCCCUCCACGUCGUCGAGAAGCUGACUGGCGCGCAGGCGGCUCAAGCAUUCGCGCCAAACCUCACCGAUGACGCGUUCGAGCAGUGGUUUGCCAACAAGAUGACCAAGCGCGCUGGGCACCACCACCGCCGUCGCAACUGCUUUGGUGGCCGCUUUGGUGGUCGCUUCUGGCACCACCAUCACCAGCAGCAGCAGCAACAGCAGCAGCAGCAGCAGCAGGAUCAAACGCAAGCUCAAGCUCAGGCUCAGAGCUGUUUCACUCCGAGCGCGUUCGAUUCGCAUUGUGCAGCUACACCUUCCAGCUCAUCUGCGCCCGCCGAGUGUGCCGACGCCAACUGCGCUCAGUCAUCGGAAGUGUACGCAUGCGCGUCGGCUCCUUCUUGCACGGAUGCGUCUGCUUGCAUUGUCGACGAAGGACCGGCGGCUGCUGCUGCUGCUGCUGUCAAGCCCGCGCGAGCUCGUCCUGUGCGCAUCCAGUUCCUCGUGGAGGGUGCGCUCGUCCACGACAACGCCAAUGCAGCACAACAGCUCUUCCGAAACGUCACAGCCAUCAUUCGCGAGCAAGGUGCAGGCGACACUCCCAACAAGAAGGACAGCGUCGGCAUCAGCGUCUUUGGCGACGACCAGCUCGUCGACGUCCUGCCCAUGACCCGCAUCAACAAGGUCAACUGGGAGCAAACGAUGGCUGUCGGCACCAAGGCUGCCAUUCCCUGUGCCACAAGCAACCUCGGCGAUGCCAUCAAGCUGCAACUCGAGCUCACCGCCCAAGAAAUUUACGAAAACCCAAAGUGGGCCCGUGCCACCCAGUUCCUCGUUGUCGUCGCGAGUGGCGAAGACCACACAAGUGAUGCGCCCAUCAACGACGUGUCGCUGCUCCUUUCCGCUCACGUGGCCCAGUACAACACAAACCUGGCUGUUGUUGGCGUCGGUCUGACGCCCAGCACUCAAGGCUACAUUGACGCGCUAACCAAGGAUGCCAUGACCGUCAAGCCUGUCCAGAUGCUCCCAUGCGCUUCUGCCAACAUUGCUCCCGUCAUUCCACCGCUCGUUGCCAGCAUCGCCCAACAACGCGCCGCCAGCGCCCAAGCCCGUGCCACACACCGCAGCACCAAGCGCGAGGAGAGGCGCGCAGGCCACAUGAACACGUAAAAUUGUGCCAUCGCUGGCUUGCUCCAACGCUGUGCCAGUUGGGUUGCAUUGUAUAUCGUUUUCUCGUUUCGCUCGUAAAUAAUAAAAACCAUGGUUGUCGAAAGAAAUA